This is a messenger RNA of Fragaria vesca subsp. vesca, 2133 nucleotides long. Its product is annotated as protein FAR1-RELATED SEQUENCE 5-like. Gene Ontology annotation, molecular function: zinc ion binding. The record is from RefSeq and is a predicted model, not a curated record. The transcript is spliced from 4 exons. NCBI's taxonomy places the organism in Eukaryota, Viridiplantae, Streptophyta, Magnoliopsida, Rosales, Rosaceae. Bases 1 to 2133 code for a protein of 710 amino acids. Gene Ontology annotation, biological process: regulation of DNA-templated transcription.
AUGAUCGCCGAUGUGCGAGCUUUGACCUUUGAAACAGUGGAUGAGGCAGAGAGAUUCUACUGUGCAUAUUCAGCAGUAGUUGGAUUUGGAUGUAGGAAGGAUGACAAGGGAGAGUCUAACGGUUUGAUUCGGUGGAGGCAGUGGGUCUGCUGCAAAGAAGGGACUCGAGGUAAAAAGUACUUGGAAGCAGAUGGUUUGAGUCGUACUCCUCGGAAACAGACUAGGGUGAAUUGCCAAGCUAGAUUUCGGAUCAAUUACAAUGAUGGGAGUAGAGUUUAUAUGGUGAAGAUAUUCGUUCCAGAGCAUAAUCAUGAACUAGCUACUGGGAACCAGAUUGCAUUCGUUCGUGCUCAUCGUCAUGUCAGCGAUGCAGCUUUGGCUCUGACAAACACAAUGACAAGGGUUUCAAUCAGACCAUGUCACACGUAUGAGUUUAUGGUGGAGCAGGCUGGGGGAUAUUCGGUAGUGGGAUUCACCAUGAAGGACCUCUACAACAAGCUUGACCAACAACGACGGACCUCCCCAUUUGAGAGUGAUUCCGAAGGAGCGCUGUCCUACAUGAGAGCACUGGCAGCAAAAGACCCACACUUCAUAUGCAGAUUCACUACAGAUUUGGAAGACAGGCCAUUGGUUUUGUUUGUUGGGUCGAACAACCAUCGAGGUAGUAUUAUUUUCGGUGCUGCUCUUAUUUCGGAUGAGACUGAGGAGACAUACACUUGGUUGCUUCGUACAUUUUUGGAGUCGAUGAAUGGGAAGAUGCCAAAGGCGGUACUCACAAACAGUGACGAGGCCAUGCGUAAGGAAAUGAUUGACGUACUUGAUCUCCAUGACGAUAUUUGGAUCGGGAAUAUGUAUGAAAAGAGAGACAAGUUUUGUCAAGCAUUCUUCGGUGACAUAUUUAUGGCCGGAAUGAGAAGCACACAAAGGUGUGAGGGCAUGAAUAAAGAAUUCAAGAGGGUGCUUGGUAAAGGGAAAUCCUUUGUGGAGCUUGUUGCGUUGGUGUACAGAUUACUUAUGAAACUGAGACACAAUCAAGAAAGGGAUGAAUUCAUCAAUAUGAAUUCCUUUCCUGGUGCCGUAACUCACUUGGUAGAUUUGGAAAUACAAGCCUCUUCUAUAUUCACACACGAUGUGUUUAAGUUGAUUGUAAGAGAGAUCAAGAAAGAGAGCUUUAUUACACUAAAGCAAGGAGCAGAAUGUCAUGAAGAUGGUAGUCGUGUUUACAAGGUAUCAGUUUACAAACGGCCUGAAUUUGACCACACUGUUGUUUACCACCCUGAGAAAGAGGCUGACAAUGCAGAAGACCCGAUUAUGGUGUGUUCUUGCAGAAUGUUUCAGUACAGGGGAGUACCAUGUCAUCACAUGUUCACGGUGAUGAAAAACGAACACAUUUUUGAGCUUCAGAAGUCACUGAUCGUCAAGAGAUGGUCAAAGGAUGCAAGAACUGUGUGUGAGAUCCCUUAUCCGGAUCAAUCUAUGCCUAGAGAAGCAUUGGUGAGCAGGUAUGGUGCUCUAACUGCGGAAUGCAAUCGAUUGUGCUUUUAUGCUUCAAAGACAGAUGCAGGGUACAACAUGUUGCAGAAGGAGAUCAGUAGACUCUCAUCAAUUGUGGAAGGUUUUGCCAAAGAAAAAGAAAAGGUUCAAGCUCCGGCCACACCCAGCAACAUGAAAGGUAAUGUUGUGAGAGACCUUGUCCCGUUUAGGACCAAAGGCAGAGAAAAAAAUGACAAGAAGACUGAGGCUCCCAGACGACCGAUUACUUGUGGUUAUUGUCAAGGUAUUGGACACAAUAGUCAAACAUGUAAUGUUAGGAAGGAGAAAGAAAAAGCUGAGAAGAGAAAUGAAAAUGACGAACGAAACACUGACCCUCAUCCUUUAGUUGCAACACCUGCAAAGAGAUCUUGUGGUUAUUGCAAACGAUCUGGGCACAAUACUCAAACAUGUGAUGUUAGGAAAGAAAAAGAAAAAGCUGAGAAGACAAACGAAAAUGUUACGGGAACAAGCAAUGAUCCUCCUCCUUCAUACAGGGCUUUAUGCACCAACAGCGAGAGGAGUCUCAGUGCUUUGUGGGGAAAGCUGGCAGCUGAGAUACUGAUGCAAAACUGGGAUAUUGCUCUUGAGGAGCUUAAUUAA